AUGUUCGAUGAAACUCUCAUCUCUCAACCAGCGGCAGACCCUGCCGUACCCUCCAGUCUCUUCACCCCGUCCACACUCCCCUCCACUCUCGCGCCGUCCGCCGACGUCCGUCAUCGAUUGUUCAACAUGGACGACACGCAAGCUCUUGUGAUCGACAACGGAUCCCGCAUGAUGAAGGCCGGAUUUGCCGGAGAUGAUAAGCCACGUGCAGUGUUUCCCAACGUUGUUGGUCGUCCUCGCCAUCCCGGUUUGAGACUAAUGGGCGACAGAGAUGCUUGCGUUGGUGAUGAAGCCAUGGCCCAGCGUGGAAUGUUGACGCUGACGUAUCCUAUCGAUUACGGUAUUGUGACGAACUGGGGCGACAUGGAAAAGAUUUGGCAGCACACCUUGGACAAUGAACUUCGUGUCGACCCAGAGGAGCAUCCGGUGCUUUUGACUGAAGGUCCUCUAAAUCCCAAGGCGAAUCGCGAGAAGAUGACGCAAAUAAUGUUUGAGACUUUCCGCGUGCCGGCAAUGUAUGUCGCCAUUUGGGCCGUGCUCUCCCUGUUCGCCAGUGGUCAUACCACUGGCAUUGUUCUGGAAUCUGGAGGUGGUGUGUCCCACGCUGUUCCCAUCCACGAAGGUAACGCUCUGCCGGACGCGACUCUCCGUUCGCAUCUUGCCGGUCGUGAAUUGACUGAUUACCUGGUUGUGCUGUUGAAAGAGUGA
Molecule: messenger RNA, 708 nt
Organism: Closterium sp. NIES-65
Lineage: Eukaryota; Viridiplantae; Streptophyta; Zygnematophyceae; Desmidiales; Closteriaceae
Source: the annotation of a GenBank genome assembly